Molecule: messenger RNA, 6621 nt
Organism: Symbiodinium natans
Lineage: Eukaryota; Dinophyceae; Suessiales; Symbiodiniaceae
Source: the annotation of a GenBank genome assembly
AUGGGUAUGUUGGCACAAGAGCUCAACGUUCGAACGGAAAGUUUGUCCAAAGCAGUGACAGCGGUGGCGGAUCUUUCCUCGAUGGUGAGAGAUGGGGCGAUGGUCUUGGAGGGUCAAGUGAAGGACGCUUCCGAUGAGAGGCAAUGUCUGGUGGCCCAGAUGAACCGUGUGUGGAAGAAUCAAGAGGAUUUCUCUGCACGCCUAUUGGCACUUGAAGGUGCUGCAUCGCGACUGGAAGAAAGCAGCAUGCAACAGCAGGCUGCGCUCCAGGAACUUGAUCUUAAGCUGGGUGGCCUGAACCUGGCGUUCGACCAGGCCAGGGAGGCCGUUCAGCAGUUGCAGGAUGAGGACCCUGCAAGCCUCGAGUCUGCAGUGGGGACGAUGCGCUCACAAACUGCACUCCUGAGUACAACUAUGACACGUCUGGAAGCCUUGUCGCAUGAUGUGGAACUGGCAAACAGGCGAGUUGCCCAACAGGAAGCUGCGUCUAAGAAGGACCUCGAGCAGUUGGCGUCAGUGACGGAUGCCACAGUGAAGCUUGAGGCCAGAUGCGAGCAGAUAGAAAGGGCGUUGGAGGAGCGAGGCCAGCUGAUGGCCCCAGUUCCUGAGCGGACUGUGCGAUUCCAACAGACUUCGAAGCCGCCUGAGGUGGCCAAGCCUACGACUUCCUGGCAACCUCUUCCAGGAACUGAAGGGACCCAGGUGCAGAGAUUUGAGAUGUCUCCCCAAUCUUUACAGCAGCCUGCCAUCGACGAGUGGUACACUGCUGAGGAGGAGGGGGAGGGGCCGGCUAGCUGGGACUUUUCUUGGAAACCACCUGGCUUGUUUCAGCCUCAGUCAUUGGGUCGGGACAUGCUUUUGAAAAGGUGCCCGCUGGACAGUGGAAGAGCAAUUGCAGCUGUGGUGGCUUCUUCCUUUGGUGCUUUCUUCAGACGACGGAUGAAGGAGGCCUUGGAUCGCUAUCAACAGCGCCAGAGUAGCGGUGUGGAAGAGGAUGUCCCGAGCAUCCCACCAGAAGAAAGAGAAUAUGAGACUCGUUUGGGAGUCAUGCUCAUCAAGGUACUGCCUGCAUCCAUCAGACAACCGGUGAUGGAGCGCACAACAAGCUUGGAGGAGCCGUUGUCCACCCUCUUGCUUUUGGAGUCGGUGAUCGAGCGGUUCUCGCCCGGUGGCACAUCUGAGAUGACAUCAUUGUUGCAGUAUCAGCGGUGUCUUCCGACGGCAAAUUCUUAUAAGGAGCUCCUGGAAAUCUUGCGGAAGUUUGAUUUGGCACGAACUCGGACGACGUAUUUGCAGUUGCCUGGGCUACCAGCCCAUGAGGUCAUCAAAUCUCUCGAUGGUCUGACUCGGACGUUGGAAAGAAAAAAUCCCGCGUUGGCCAUGAGAUUGAACUUGAUUCGGAUGACGCCUGAGGUAAUGGUACCAUCGGAGACUGGGGUUCAGAGGAUGCUCACUACGUUGGUGCAAGAGGGCCGACGACUGCAAGCUGAGGACGAGAUCUCCAAGAGCAAGUCAAAUCAGGUGUACAUUGAGGACUCUCAAGCUUCCCAGGCCGCAGGACGACAUGCCGGAAAAGGAAAGGGGCGAAGUCCAAAGGACACUGUGUGCAAGUUCCACAUGAUGGAGCGCGGGUGCAUGAAGGGUGAGGCUGAUCGUUCGGAAGUGUUGUCGUACAUCACCGACCAGUCGAUAGCAUUGACUUCCGACGAAACUUUCUCGGCACGUUCGAGGUCUGAACAGGGAAUUGAGGAUGAGAAUGAGUCUGAUGUGCAUCCUUUAGCUGGCGUAGAUCAGGAAGGGCGUGAGAACAUCACUCCUGUUCGACAUCCGCUAUGGUAUCUUGUGAUGUCACCUGAGGAGUUCCUACAGUGGCAACACAAUUCGUCAUGGAUCUGCACUCGGGCAUGCGAUCAGUUCCGAAGGGUGAAUAGUCCAACUGCCAUUGCUAUCGGCAUCUGGUUUACUCUGGCAUGGGAAGGCUAUCCUGAAGCAAUCUCGGAUGUGGAGGUUGGAGAGGAACAAAUCAUCCUCCAAGCCCGCCGGGUGUUGGUGAUGCAUGAGGAUGGCGUAGCAAGACAAGGCUAUGUGGUGUGGGUGAUGGAUACCGAUAGUGGACAAGAGCAAUUCUUGGCACUGUCAGAGUGGGAAACGGAAGAGGCCCCCAGAUUUUUCCCAGAGGCCAAGCGCGUCUUCCAGUGGGCCACCAGUGAGCAAACAACUCCCAGUGGCGAGACUGUCAAUGGUUUCCGGACCAAGGAUGGCGAAGUGGUACUGAAUGCGUCGGGCAGUGAGUGGAUUCUGGGGGUCGUGAGGAUCAUAGAGAUUGGAGGUAAAUUUUCAUGGUCCAGUCAAGAAGCCGUGAUAGAGUACCCGUACAUGGGGCAAACGCAGAAGGUACGAUGCUCUGUGCUGAAUGGACUCCCGUAUCUUGGUUGGUCUCAGUUCUCUCAGAUCCGGAAGGUUCUGUCGAAACACUGGCAGGACAAUGGCUUCAGGAUGAAGGCAGCGGCGGUUGCAGCAGGUGAGCGAGAGAACCUGCACAUCAAGCUGGAGGACCUGGUAGAGUGGACGAGUCUGGAAGCUGAAGCCCAUGAGGUACGUUGUGAGGAGAAGGGCUAUGAAAGCCUUCUUCUCAAGGACAAGCUCACGAGGGAAGAUAUUCAGCAGGCGUUUGAUUUGGCAGCCUUGACUUCUACGAGGACUUCUACGAGGACUCAGCGAGCCAAGGUAAUGUGUGAUGGGACUGAGGGAUCCAAGGUGAGAGCUUGGAUCUUUGGAGGCUAUGCUCACGGAGGGAUGAGUGGUGUCACGAAGGUCACAAAGCAACACCCUACACUUGCCAAACUGUUGGCAAGGUACUUCAGACAGGAAAUGCCCGAUGCUAGAUUUGGAUCUAUCGCCGUGUUGGAUUCGGUGGCGUUGGAGCCCCAUCGAGACAACAACUCCAAGGACUACCUGACGUACAUCACCACUUUCACGGACUAUGAUGGGGGUGAGUUGUGGGUCCAGGAUGAGUCGGGAGAGGACUUCCGCUUGAUCAAGUCGGAUGAAGAUCCUGUGCGUGGGACGAAGAUAUCAAUCAAGGAGGGGGUGUACGCUUUUGAUGGACGGCGCUGGCAUGGAACGGAACCCUUCGAUGGCCGACGGCUGGUAGCAGCAGCAUACACUCCGAGAAAUUAUAAAUGCUGGACCGAGGAGUUGAGGAUGGAACUGUCAGAGCUUGGGUUCCCAAUCGCUGAGACUGGUGACCUCGAACGGUCCCAGACGCUGGAGGGUAAGAGCUUAGUCGCGGUUGCAUCUAAGACUCUUGCUCAGGAGGACGUGAGCCGGAAGAUGAUAGCAGCGUUCCAAGCUACAGCAGUCCCAUUUGGGGAGUGCUUACUGGAUUCGAAGGGCUGGAACACGCUGGAGGAGCGCCGAGCACUGCACACACACAGCUUCCAGAGCCCCACCACAGCAUGCAAUCAAGGCCCCGUCCUCACAGGGUCAAAUCUCACACACAUCAGCUCCGCAGCAGAAGUGAUUGAUGUUGAUGAUGAUGGUGAUGUUGAGGGUCUGGGGGAGUCAGAGGCCGUAGAUAAGUCUCACACCGAGAUACUUGAGCCAUGGGAUUUGGAAAAGUAUACGCCUGCCACAGAGGAAGAUGCUGCCUUGUGUGAUUUGUGGAAGCAUUGUCGUGAGGGCUUGUAUUGUAAGACCGAUGAGGCAUGUUUGAGAGGUCGUGGACAUCGCAGGCCACACCGAAAGAUAGCCGCUCAGGACAUCCAAGAUGGCGUAAUAUCUCUUGAUCUGUCGGGUCCGCAUCGGAAGUCGUAUGCUGGAAACAAGUAUGCUGUUGUGGCGUGUGUACACUUGAAAGGUCCGCAGAAUUUGUCUUUUGUCCGACCUGUGCCGAAUAAGGAGGCGAAAACGGUAGCGGAUGCUGUGCGGGAUAUCUUGUACCAGUUGUUGUCUAUGACUGGAGGUGAACAAGUGACGUUUCGCAUACAUUCGGAUCAGGGCAAAGAGUUCGUGGCCAAGUUGACACAGGACGCUUUGAAGCCUUUCAAUCACUUCAGGACUUUUUCUGUGCCGUACUCACAUGCCAGCAAUGGUAGGGUGGAGGCUACAAUUGACGCUCUCAAGAGUUCUACAGCGACGUUUCUGCUUGGGGGUGGUUUGGAUGUACAGUUUUGGGAUAUGGUCAUGGUGCAUAGCGCAAAACUUCAACGGAUGCGUGCUUUGAACAUCCCAAUUCCAAAGGAUCUUCCUGUGCCUGGAGAUUAUGUUUUGUGCAGAUUGCCGGCAGAUCUACUUCCAGAUUUAACCGACAGGACAGAACGCGGAAUCUUCAUGGGCCUCACUGAGCAUACCGCAAAUGGUUCAAAGGUGCUAGUGGAAAGAGGUGGACGCUUGGUGAUAAGGGAGGUAAGGCUACCUAUCUUGCUGAAUCGUGUGAGUGAAAGAUGGAGAGUGGCCACACAUCCGCGCUCAGAGGAGUCGAUAUGGGUCUCUACACGGGGCAAAGUUGCGUGGGAUGCGCCACCUGCCUCUGAAGUGUUGACGCUUGAGGAACGCCGGGGAGUAGACGUGAGAGACCCGGAGAGUAUUCCUGAAAGACUUGCGGAGCUGCUGGACAAGAAGAGGGAUGCUGAAAGCGUGCGGGAGAUUUUCAACCUUUUUUCGCAUGGGGUUUUGCACAAAGGACCGGACGCGGCCGUUGCUAGUAUGGUGAACAAUCCAACAGCAGAUGAACAUCCUGAGAAGCAUGUUGCGGUUGAAGAUCAGCAAGCUGAUGCCCCAGACUACCCAACUUCGUCAAAGAAGAACAGAUACACCGUGAUGUCGUAUGGUGAGGAACAGUUGGCCAAUCGAGUGGAACAAGAGCUGAUUGAGGCUAGCAUAGCACCAGCGCAAGCUGAGGUUGUAGGUCUUGAGGGCUUCUAUGGGGAAAACAGAGAGGCGUGGAAAAUGUCGCUGGAGAAGGAGGAUGCCAAGAUGGAUGGAGCUCUAGAAGAGGCUCUACCUGAAGAGCUGAGGUCCAAGUUGGGGCUGCCUCCGGAUGCGCCAUUGCCAAAGCCUAUACCCAGCAAAGUCGUGUGUACCCUGAAGCCUAACAUCGACGGUUCCUCGGAGAAGCUUGAAAAAAGUCGCUUGUGCGCCUGCGGAAACUUUGAGCAAGGAGUGGACGAUAAUGGGGAACCCUGGAGUUCACCUAAUAUUCCACCAGAAAUCGUGAGAUGUUUUACUUCUCUGGCAGCGAGCAAUGUCACGUGGACACUUGGCAGUCUGGAUGUUGAGGCGGCAUUUCUGAACGCGGAAAUCACAUCAGGAGACCCGGUUAUUAUCAUGCCCCCGAAAGUCAUGAAGGACUUGGGUAUGGUGCGCCCUCGAACCUUGUGGAUUGCCAGAAGAUUGAUCUACGGCCUUCGCCGAGGACCGACAGAAUGGGAGCGCGAAAGAGACCAUAAGGUUGAUCAUGCAAAGCUGGAGGCAAAGGAUGGUGAUCGUCAUGGCGCUCUACACUUGAAGCCGUUAAGCUUGGCUGCCGGACUAUGGAAGGUGACCAACUCUAAGGGAGAAACGCUGGGAGCCUUUUGUUGCUAUGUUGACGACGGCUUGGUGGUUGGGGAUGCGGAAAUCAUCAGACGGGUGAUGGCUUUUGUGAAGAGUCUAUGGGCAGUAAAGGGGCAAGGAGUCUUGAACAAGGAGGGCGCUGGGGUCGAGCAGGGCAUCCAAGUUGAUGAAGACAUGGUGCUACUGCCAAAGACUGAGUUGCGCUUCUUGGGGGUAGAGAUUGAGGUGGAUGGAGCCAAUCUAGCGUUGCAUCAGCACAAGUAUAUGGCAUGUGAGUUGCGAAAGCGCGGAUGGUUGGACCUCAAAGGCAGUGACUGCCUACCUACGCCUAAGGAGGGCUUACUGGCUCCGCCACUCAGAGACGAGACGUUUGAGCAAACCAAACUUCGCGCUCAGAAGGAGGUGGGGACGCUCAUGUGGAUAAGUUUGCGCAGCAGACCUGAUGUGGCGGCUUGCCUUGGGAUAGCGGCUACCUUGGUGGCUACACAUCCUGAGGAGAGUGUGAGAUUGACGCGUGGAAUUUGGCGCUUUCUGAGGGCAACUUGGGAUGUUCGCUUGAUGUUUCGCGCAAAACAUGAAGAGACCCCGUCGCAGGUUGUGAGGAUGACUGCUGAUGCGAGUUUCGCACCAGGCGGAGCACGCAGCAGGACCGGUUAUGCAAUUUUUAUGGGAGACCAUUUGAUUAGCUGGCGCUCGCAAAGGCAAGCGCUUGUUGCUUGGUCAGCGACGGAAGCAGAGCUGGAAGCCACCGCCACAGUUGUUCAAGAUGGAGCCAAAUUCCAGGAGACUCUUUCAGAACUAGUGGGUCACAAGUUGGAGCUUUUGUUGCAGAACGAUAACUCUGGAGGGCUAACCUUGUUGACGCGGCAGAGGUUUUUCACACAAGACAUGCGUACAAGGCACUUCGCGGUGAGGUGUGCAUAUGUCAGGGACCAGAUAGCCGUGCUCAACAUCGUAUUGGAGCAUAAGGGCACGGAUACUCUUGAAGCGGAUGCUCUCACAAAGGUGUUGUCCAAGGAGAAGUUGCGACAAGGCAGGCUUGGACUGCGACUCUUGAAGAAGUGA